AUGAAAAGUUUACAAACACUAUGUGAAAUCUCAUUGAUGAGAAAUCAUUCAAACAUACAAUCUGUGAGUAAUGUCCCCUAUCACUUAUUAAAGAGGAUACUGCAGAAAGUAAAAAUACCACAACUAUUAAAACUUGAGAAAAGCAACGUACUAUUGAUAUUUGACGAUGAUGAACUAUGGUUAGAAUUUUUAAGGCAAGAUUUCCCGACUAAUGUACACGAACAAUUUGUCUCUAAGAGAGACAUUAUUUGCAAAUAUUACUUUGAUUUCGUUAAGGAAAACGAUAUAGAACUGUACCAUUCGAAUCAGGAUUUAUUGAAGUCUUGCGUGCGUCAAUCAGUCGUCAAAGACAUCCGAAACAACAAGUACCGAAUACCAUACAGAAUGUUAUACUCAAAGUACCAACAAGAAGUGGAAAAGAAACAAGAGGAAAGCGCAGAGAGAUUAAGGCUGGAAAUGCAGAAGUUGCAGCAAGAAAGAGAAAAAAAGCAAACCAUAGUGGUUGACCACACUGUUUACUUCAAAAAGAGAAACACCAAGAAGACUACAAGGUUGCACAACGAACCCCAUUCGCAAUUAUACAUGAAAUCGUUGAAAGAUCACGAGUCCAGACUAAAGCAUUUCAAAGACGGCGGAUUCAACAUUGCAAAAAGGCAUGCGCAACGUGUGGCCUUUGGUGGCCAAGCGGGCGGACAAUCGUCUUCCCCCAAGAAAGGCCCAUUGUCCAUCAAACCGGAGCCUGUUAAGGUAAAUCGUCAAAUGGAUAAUGUCACAGCAGAGAAGAAAGAUGUUACGCAGCCCAUCACGCCGGUGAAGAAGAGAAGAUCCGAAUCACCGUCAAUCUUUCUCAAUCGUAAAAAACCUGCGCUAUUCAGGCCUACUCCGAAGACAAACGCUGCAGGUUCUCGACCCCAUACAACAGCGAUCACCAACGAUCACCGUACUACUUCUCAUCCUUAUCCCCACAAAGAUGUUGUAACUUCAAUAUCAAGUGUCACCGCAAAUCCCGUAACAAAGGGCCACAAGAAGAAGAAAUCCGGAAUUUUCGUACGAAAUGCCGGAUCUGACGGAGAUAGUUUUCCGCACGUGACCGCAACCGGCCCUACUACCCGUCCGUAUAUCUAUGAGCCACGGAAAUAG
Messenger RNA from Saccharomyces cerevisiae S288C, 1140 nucleotides. RefSeq names its product elongin A (gene ELA1). Gene Ontology annotation, biological process: transcription elongation by RNA polymerase II. The record is from RefSeq and is marked reviewed. Bases 1 to 1140 code for a protein of 379 amino acids. The transcript has a single exon. NCBI's taxonomy places the organism in Eukaryota, Fungi, Ascomycota, Saccharomycetes, Saccharomycetales, Saccharomycetaceae. Gene Ontology annotation, cellular component: nucleus; elongin complex.